AGCCAAGUCCGCCGAGCGUCGAGAGAGAAACCGUCGGGUUUCUUGUUAUCAGCGGGCUGCGCGCUCACGCUGCCCACGGCAUCACCUCGGCAAUAACAUAAGGGGAGCCAGCCAGAAGAAGAAGAGGAGGAGGAGGAGGAAGAGGAGGAGAAGGAGGAGAGGAAGGGAAAGGGGUGUCAGCGUAGUCCGAAUUGACGCUCAGAAAUAAACAGCCUGUUUUGGAAGACGUCCGUGGCGGGAAGGGAACGGGAUCUGCAACUGAGAUGGCUGAGGUGUCCCAAGAGGAGAGACUCCAGGCCAUCGCUGAAAAAAGGAAGAGGCAGACAGAGAUUGAAAACAAGAGGAGGCAGCUGGAUGAUGACCGACGGCAACUCCAGCAUCUCAAGUCGAAGGCACUGAGGGAGCGCUGGUUGUUAGAUGGAGCUCCAGCGGAGGAGGAGACUCAACAGCGUCUGCAUGAAGACGAGGUGAAGACCAAACUCCUGGAGCAGGUCAUCCUCAGGCUGGAGCAAGAGAUUGAAGAACUAGAGACGGACCCUCCAGCCAAUAAGGGUGUGGCCAAAGAAAAUGGAGGUGAGAACGGAGUCGUGCAGGGCUCAGGUCAGACCCCAAAGAGAGAGGUCACAGGGAUUGAAGCCAAGUUGCUGGGUCCCAGUCCUGACCAAGCUAGCGCAGACAACCCCGUCACCCUGGUGUUCAUGGGCUACAAAACCGUCGAGGAGGAGCAGGAGUCCCGUACGGCUUUGGGAAUGGAAGGAGUUGAGGGCAACGUCAAGGCUGAGUUUGUAGUGAUCGAGGACGGCGAGGGGAAGGCUGCAGGAGAGGCGGCCACAGGAGAGCAGGCUCCACCCAACGGGAGCAUGGCGGAUAAAGAAAAGGCCAACGGCGGCGGGGAGGAAGGAGAGAAGGAGAAGAAACAGACCUGCAAGUGCUGCACAGUCAUGUGAGCUGUGUGUGGGUGUGUGUGUGUGCGUGUGUGUGUGUGUGUGGGCGAGUACACACCUGCACCUGUGCAAUCGUGUGUGCUAUGGCAUGUGUCUGUAUUUGCAGAUGUGUGUAACUUUGUGUCCGCGUGCGAAUGUGUGUGUGUGUGUGUGUUAAAACAAAAAUGCGAAGUUCAGUUACACAGCCAAUAAACCAACAAUGAGAGCCAAUACAAGCUCCAGCUACAACAACAAGAACCACAAAGACUCAUAAGUACACUUUACUCUGUAUACUUUCUCUGAUAUGUAUUUGACUUUUGAUUUCCAUUGAUAUUUUUCUAUUUUUCCGUCUUGACAUUUAUAUUGUAUUCAGUAUGUAUAUCUUUAUUAUGGGACAGUGUACUGUAAGUUCAUUGUUAUUAUUGUUGGAAAAAAAGAAAAUGUAUUCGCUCUCCGGAUUGUACCGCUACCAACUGGGAGAUAUCUGGAAACUUCAAAUCAUUUCAAGUCAAAACAGCAAACUAUGAAAGACACGGAUACUUAAAUAUAUUCAACAGUAUAUAUUUAUCUGUGUCUGCCUGCCAACUAUUUAUCGGUCAAUUUCAUAUUGCAAUAUUGUCUAAGAUAUUAUUUUAAAUAGUAUUUUAAUAUAUUGAUAUGAAAUUAUGUUUUAUACAAGGUAUUUAUUGUUUUUGGUUCUCUAUAUCAUCUUAAACCAUUAACUGCAUGUAAGCUUGUAAGCACUACCAGAAUCGCGUUACAAUCAUAACAAGUGUCUGUUCUUUCUCAGUCAUAUCUUCGGUCUCACAAGUAACAGAGGACAGUGUUACAGAUGUGCUUCAAGCCUCAAAAUAAAUCAACAGCACGGAGACAAAUUAGAACAGUGACCACGUCGCGAAACACUUCUCAUAGGUAGUAUAUGUAACACACGUAAGUGAAUAUCACAGCUUUUGUAUUUUUUAAAUAAGAUGGUUACUACGUUAUGAUCAAUGGAGUUAUGAAGAGCCGUUGCGCACCGAUUAGAAAUGCUUCAAUAUUUUUGUCCUCUCAACAGUAGAGUCAAUGUGAAUCUUAUGAGGUAGCACUGCAUGAAGCCUUGCAACUGUUUUGACUGUCUUGUCACUUGUUAGGUCUUAAUUAUACGCAAUCACGUUCACAUGAAUGUAAAUCCAGGGGUUAAAUUGGGAUUAUUCAGCUCACCGUAAAAAAGAAGAAGAAAAGAAAUAAAAAAAACAGCUUUUUGUCUUUAUGAACCAAAUAAAAAUCAGAUGAUAUACUGUAAUUUCACUGUGUUGGUCGGCUGCUGGUUUGUGUCCUGCUCCCAGUUUAACCCCUGACUCCUGGUCUGUAGACGCCGGCCUGACACUGCUCGAAUAGAUUUGCAGGUUUGGGGCAUUUAAAUACACUAAUAAUAAUAAUAUUCACAAUCUUGAAUCUUUUCACUUUUAAAAACACAGUUUUUGCCAUCAUUGUGGCAGAAACAGGCCGUAUUCUAAAAUAAAAUUUAAAAAGUUAAACCAUUUAAAUCCACAAUAUCAGUCGAAAGCCUUUUUGAAUACAGUUUGGCCCUAGUUUACUCAUUUGUUUGCAAGACAGUAGAGACCAGAUUGACAUUGUGGGUCGGUGAUGCUACGCCACCAAUGCCUCCACCCUUCAACCCCCUCAUCCACGUCUCCGAUUCACCCACACACCAUCCUCGUUGUCAAAUACACACACACACACAGACCCACCGUCUACCGUCGCUUGGAGACACGCAGUUCAAAAACCUCUCAAGUCGGUGCUAACCCUGAGUCUCACCCUCCAUCCAACCAGUACUCCCCUUCCCUCUGACUUACCCCACCCGCAGGUUAAGGGGGGGAUUGUGGCAAUCUACUGCCCCCUGCAUUCGUUGAACAAGAUAUUUUUUCGCAACCUUCAAUGGCGGAUGCAUUAUAUUAUGUCCUGCCUACAUUCAACGCCAGAAAGACGAUCCCUUCAAACAUUCCCAAGGGGAGGUCAGCGCGCCUGGACGGAGGAAUUAUAGUCUAUGCUUUCCACUGUAAUUGUACAACUUGCCACUUUCUUUGUGAUGUUGACUCGUUUUUCUUUACUCUGGCCUCUUUUCCGAGGCGGUAUGUUGUAUUUGAUGUGUGUAUUUUUAAAAAGAAAAGAUACCCCUC
Molecule: messenger RNA, 3082 nt
Organism: Pungitius pungitius (ninespine stickleback)
Lineage: Eukaryota; Metazoa; Chordata; Actinopteri; Perciformes; Gasterosteidae
Gene: palm1b
Product: paralemmin 1b
Exons: 6
Coding region: 264-947 (227 amino acids)
Biological process (GO): regulation of cell shape
Cellular component (GO): membrane
Source: RefSeq, a predicted model, not a curated record